GAAGUGAGCAAAUGAAGCCUCCUGGAUUGAAAUGGCGUCGCUCACAGGUCGCGGCUGCUUCCUCGGCUUCGUGUCGCUACUGAACUUUGCGUUUGUCUUCAUCUCCACCGCAGACUUCGUGCGCUUCGUGUCGUUCAGAGCGAUUUACCACAACAUCACCGGGGAGACGAGCCUGUGUCAAGACUCCAUCUCGUGGACGGAGGCGCUGCAGGACGGUUCUGUCCUCUGGUCCCUGGCUGUGGACGGGGGGCUGCUGGCUCUCUUCACAAUUCAGCACAGUCUGCUGGCCUGGACCCCCGUCAAACAGGCUCUCCAGUCGGUGCUGGGGGUCCUGAACCGGACAGCGUACUGUUUCACCACCGCGCUGGCCCUGCAGAUCCUGAUUCGGUACUGGCAGCCAGUGACUGGCGCCCCCUGUCUGUGGUCGGUGCGUCAUGCACCCUGGAGUAUCUGGUUCCCUCUGCUCUGCUUCACUCUGCACUUCCUCUGCUGGGCGAUCAUCUGCAGCAUCCUCAUGAUCUUUGAUUACCCAGAACUGUUGGGCAUCAAGCAGGUGUACUACGAGUGUCUCGGUUUGGGAGACCCUCUCUCUUACAAGUCCUCCCAAGCCCAGCGCUUCCUGUCCCACCUGCGCCACCCGGUGUGUCUGGAGCUGGGUGUGGUGCUGUGGUUCCUGCCGGCCUUGUCCCUGGACCGGCUCCUGCUGGCCGGGACUCUGUCGACCUACCUGGCCCUGGCACACUCUCUGGACAAACAGGAUUUAGGCUACAUCUGCGUCCAGAUUAGGAGCAAGAUGCAGCUCCUUGCUGAGCCACAGCGCGGCAUCACCGACACCACUGACACCACCGACACCACCGACAGCUACGCCAAGGAGAAGUGAAGCAAAGGUGUGACUGCUGCCUUAAUACUAACCAGAAGUAUUUCUUAUAAAACUGACUUCAGCAGUGACUGUGAUCCUCUGUAAGCCUGAAAUCUGCUGUGCUGGAUAAGAACAUAAAAACACGUGACCUUACUUUACAUUAUCUUUUCAACAUUUUCUUUUUAAUGGUUUCAGACAUAGAACGUUUUAUAACAAACACCUGCUCUACUACUGAUGAUGAUCAGCUCUCUAACGGUUGGCCACUAUUACUGUAACAUUUCUGCACCAACUCAAUUUAAUGGUUAUAUUUUUUUUAAUAAAUCAGAAAGAAUUAAUUUAAAGUGGAUAUUUUUUGUCAUGUAUCAUAUAGCCCCACUAAUACCAGAUUUUUUGGGCUGAUACUGAAUUGUAGUAGUAAUUAGUACAUGUAAUAUGUCUACAUUUGCCUUUAAAUUAAAACAAUAUGUUGUAUUACAUAUUAAACAAAAACUAGAUAUAUGUAGAUUUAUUUUUAAAUGUCACCAAGAUGCAUAAUAAAAAAUAAAGACUUACAGUUGAAGCUGAAAUAUUUCGCAAUGAAUAUGAACAUUGAGUGCCAUUAUCAGAUUUUAGUUUUAUAUGCUGUUAAAUACCAUGUGAGAAGUGCAUUUAUUUUACUGUAUUUUUUAAUGCACUGAUUUUGAAUUUUAAUUGUUCUUUGUGUAAAAUUGAGAUUUCACACUAGCAAAACGAACCUAAAGCUUUAAUGGAAACAACAAUUUCUCAGUUGUGAAUGUAUUUGUUGUAUUUUUUAUGUUGUGGGUUCAUCUGUGGUAACGUCAGAAUAAGCCACUACAAAUUUAA
Messenger RNA from Limanda limanda (common dab), 1702 nucleotides. It is a transcript of the gene nrm, whose product is annotated as nurim. The record is from RefSeq and is a predicted model, not a curated record. Lineage: Eukaryota; Metazoa; Chordata; Actinopteri; Pleuronectiformes; Pleuronectidae. The coding region runs from base 32 to 880 and encodes 282 amino acids. The transcript has 4 exons. Gene Ontology annotation, cellular component: nuclear membrane.